UGGAUCCACAGGGACCACGAUGCGAAAGCUCCGCUGGGAUCGGCGCCAUGAUGGCUUUAGAGUUAGGUCGUUUGACCGCGCACGCGCGUGCCUCGCAAUUUCAGCAGGCAGAUGGCUGGGUGAAGGACACGGUGCAGUUCUUCUUCAACGGCUGCAAGACGGAGGCGCAGAAGGGCCUGGACAGCUUCACCUUGCGCUCGCUUCCGAUCCCUGAGAUUGGGCCCUGCAUCAGUGUGGAUCAGAUCGCGGACACCUUAAAGGCCAAACUGGACACUAUGGGUUUUGCCAGUUGUGAGGUCAAGCACUACUACGACUUCCAACAACAUGCAGUUCUGUGCACCUUGCAUGCUAGCUGGCAUGUAGUGGACACCCCAGCGCCGCCGCCGAGCACUGGGGGAUGCUCCAACACCUGUCCCAUCUGCCAGGAGAUACGACCGGUGGUGGUGCUUGUACCUUGUGGUCACACGCUUUGCAGCACCUGCCAAGGGAACUUGCAGUCGUGUCCGUUCUGCCGUUCCCCGAUCACGACGAGCACCAACGGCCUCUUCAUGGAUUGAGGCCAACGAAACGCAGCUCCAGUGGUCCAAAACCGUGC
Molecule: messenger RNA, 595 nt
Organism: Cladocopium goreaui
Lineage: Eukaryota; Dinophyceae; Suessiales; Symbiodiniaceae
Source: the annotation of a GenBank genome assembly